Strongylocentrotus purpuratus (purple sea urchin) is the source of this 2446-nucleotide messenger RNA. Its product is annotated as ATP-dependent DNA helicase Q-like 3. Lineage: Eukaryota; Metazoa; Echinodermata; Echinoidea; Camarodonta; Strongylocentrotidae. Gene Ontology annotation, biological process: double-strand break repair via homologous recombination. The record is from RefSeq and is a predicted model, not a curated record. Bases 84 to 1067 code for a protein of 327 amino acids. Gene Ontology annotation, molecular function: nucleic acid binding; ATP binding; 3'-5' DNA helicase activity. Gene Ontology annotation, cellular component: nucleus; chromosome; cytoplasm. The transcript is spliced from 2 exons.
ACAUUAUGUUUUGAUACCAAGAAUAUGCUUUUGAAAUAUGUGCAUUGUAACACUAGCGAUAUAAAUUAAUUAAUACAUUAUUAAUGCCACUUUUCUUUGCAGACUUCGAAGAUGGAAAUUUUACGCUCUUAUUCGUAACACCCGAGGCAGUUGCCACCAAUGAGACCCUGCAAAACAGGGUAAAGAAAUUGGUGGAAAAGAAGCAGCUGAGUCUCGUCUGUAUAGACGAAGUACAUUGUUUGUCAACAUGGGGAAAGAGCUUCAGGAGGUCGUAUCGCCAACUGGGAACUCUCCAGAGUAUGGUUCCUGCAAAUGUCCCAUGGCUCCUGUUGUCGGCAACAAUAACGCCAAAGAUUAGAGAUGACAUACUUUCUGUUCUGUCAUUGAAACCGGAAUUCAUAUAUGCCUCCCCUGACCGCCCGAAUAUUUUCCUUCAUUUUAGUAACGCUUCAGUUGUAUCACAAACCCUGAACUGGCUUAUUGAUGAGCUAUUGGCAAAAAAGGAAAGGACAAGCAAAACAUUAGUGUAUGGUAAAACAAUAAACACUUGUACCAAAAUAUUUCUUGCCCUACAUUGCGCCUUAUCCUUAGACGUACAGAAAAUGAAGUUAAUAAGUCAAUUUUACGCAGACGACGAAGAAGAGGACAAGAUGAUUUUAUUAAAUAAGUUCAAGUCUCCUUCAAGUUCAGUUCGGGUAUUGGUCACAACGAAAGCGUUUGGCAUGGGCAUUCAAAUCGAUGAUGUCAUAAAUGUAAUUCACUGGGGACCAAGUAGCGAUGUGCUUUCAUAUUGGCAAGAAGUGGGCAGAUGUGGCAGGGGUUGCAAGCCUGGGAAUGCAUAUCUCUACUCGGCCCCCAGAUCUGCUCUGGCUUGUAAUACAAGUGAGGAUAUGAGGAAUAUGGUCAAGGAAUUGAAAAAAGGAAAUAAGUGUUUCAGAACUUUGAUUUUGAAUAGUUUUGUGUUACCCACACAGCUGGUUUACGCAAAGCCACCUUGCAACAAAAAAAAAACGCUGCGCAGAGUGCACAUGUGCUCUGUGCAGUUGCUGUUCAAUUUGCAAGGAUAAAUGUAAAUGCAGCAAAUGAAUUAUCUUGGUAUCCUCGUAAUAAAACAAUCAUUUAUUUCUUUUGUUUUGCUUUGCAUUUUCGUUUAGCAAAGAAUAGGUUGCAUGUAAUUAUAUUUUAAUGUAACAUAAUUGCAAAAAAAAUAAUGAGAAGUAACUAUUAGCAUAUUUUGGUUAUGUAUUAGACCUUGACAAAAAAGGCAACAUAUACUUUUGAGAGUUCAAUUGUUUUAUACAUAUUUACAACAAAUAUUACAGGAUAGUAAAUUUCUGGAUAAUUUGCAAAAUUAAUGCAUGUAAUCUUGUAUAGCAAUUGAAUGUACACUUUUAAAUAACAUUAAAAAUACAAAUGUAUUAAUAACUGAUAAUAAAUUAUAUGAAAACUUUAUUUAACUUUGAAAAGCAUCGUGUCGUCCUACAUUCAGGGCUAAGAAAACAGACACUAAACAAAAUUACUCGUCAUUUUACGUUAUUGGGAUCGAUAUUGCAAGAUUGUUUGAACAUGUAUUUAAAGGUGCUCACAGAGCUUGCCAUUCUCAAUGAUCUGUCCAACUGAUUCCAUGCUAUAAUUAAAGAAAUGAGGGGGCUAUGUUUAAAGCAUUCUGUUUUAUACUUUUGCACAGAAAGUACCCCUUCAACUGCCUGCCUUGUAUUAUGCUCAUGAAUGAGACUUACUAUGAUUAAACUUUCUUGUAAAUAGGAUGGCGCCAAAUGAUGUGUGCAUUUGUACAUCAUAUUAACAUGCUGAAAUUCAAAACUUUUCUCAAAUAGUGCUAAGUAUGUUUCAUUGUUUAUCUUUUCUUCAUAAUAAGUUCUAAUUUAUGCAAUUGCGUUAUUUAAAAAAUGCAAGACUAUAUCAUCGUCUUAUAACUUCCGGAGCCUAUGACCUACUUUAGGCUCCAUCAUAUUUUCUCCUUUAAACUUAGUGUUAAGUAUUAUUCUUUUCGUAUGUAUAAAUGCAUCCAAAACACAAAUAGAUUACAACAAUGUAACAUGCCAAAUGUAAUGAUGUAUUAUACAACAUGUGAAAUAUGAAAAUAAACUGAAACUGAACUAUCUGUGAAAUUUAAACAUUACAUUGUCGUAUUCAAAUUAUGCAAGGAAAUCCUUUUACCUUCUAGACUUUAACUGUCGGACACUAUAAAGUGACUGACUGACAUCUCUUUUUGUUUUUUGGUAAUAACAUACAUAAAUUGAGCUGUAACAGGUACAUAAGCAUUUGUCUACAUCAAUAACCCACGACUUGCAAUGGCCAAAAUUAAACCGAUUGUAUUUUUGUGCAGCUCAGAACGUACGACUAUUAUCAAUGUUUACAUAAUAGGGUACAAGUAGUUAGUUAUAUCCCAGUUGGGAAGAGUUCCUCUGUUGCUUUUAUUUAACAA